AUGUCUCACCUACAGCCGACGUCUUCGGCAGGUCGGCGGGGGGCGAUCACUCCUCCUCACACAGGAGGCUUCAUGGGCAGCCGCACACCGUUACAAACUCACUGUCGUCGUGAACGCAGCGGUCUUGCAAAGCAGAUCAAGAAAGUCAGCGACGAUGGCAAAAAGAGUCUACUGGAAGCCAUUUUUUCCAAGAAGAAGAGCGCCAAUGGACCGCCGUCGUCCAGUCCGAACCGCCGCGCACCCGCACCGACGCCAGAUUCAGCGGCUUUGGCUCGUGGUGUUGAGAUUUUGCACACUAUCUUUCCUAAGUGGGAGUCGGAGACGCUGCAAGUGGUGCUGGAGGCCAAUCGGUUUAUAAUGGAGGACACUAUUGCAGCAGUGCUGAAUAUGGAGCAAGCAGAACAUGCGGCGGUGCGAGCAGCCAAGUUAAAAGGGGCGAAAAAUGCGUGUGAGAACAAUCGAUGGCCUGUGAAGCACCCACUGCCGGACGACUUUCUAAAGUUGCCAGACGAUGAUGAGACAGUUGUAGAUGUGCCAUCGGAGGAAGGAAUCGCAGAAGAGGAGGAUGAAGAGUGCGGGGAAAGUGAGAAGGAGGAAGAGGGCGAACUAGAGGACAAGGGGGGUUUGGAGGCGUCUGACGCUGAAAGACAGUCGGUCGGAUAG
Messenger RNA from Peronospora matthiolae, 663 nucleotides. NCBI's taxonomy places the organism in Eukaryota, Oomycota, Peronosporomycetes, Peronosporales, Peronosporaceae. The record is from the annotation of a GenBank genome assembly.